GUCGCGCGUAUCCUUCUCACCUUGCGGUUAUCGUUUCCGAGCACCCUCUGAAUCAAAGAACCAUAUACAUUUUAUUUGCGAUCUGUGUUUUAGUGAUAUUGUGACAGUUACAUAAUUUACGUACGUCGCGUGUCGCGCGUUGUCGCUGUGUUCUCUCGUUACACGGUGUACGUGAAGACUACGAGUGAACCGGAUUUUUCUGGAUAACACCAGCUACCAGCCAACUGUUCGCCUUUGUAAGAGGCUUUGAGGCGUCGCUGGGCAGGCGUGUAGUUGGUGUAGGUAUGGGCGGAGAUGGCAUGGCGUAGUGGCGAGAUGGUUGCGCCGCGGGUGGCGCCGCUGGCCGCGCUGUUCGCCGCGCUGUUGGUGACGGCCACCUCGCGCGCCUCCACGCAAGAUCCCGCGCAGUUCGAAGCCGCCUUCCAAGGGCGCUGCGGCGAGGGCAGCCCGUGUGAGCAGCUCUGUCGGGAGCUGCACGACGGCACCUACGAGUGCGGCUGCGGGCCCGGCUACGUGCUGCACGUCGAUGGAUACGGCUGCUCAGAGCUAAAUGCGACGCGAGCAACCGACAUCUCCGACGCGGAAGAGGACGUAUUAUACCAAAAAGACGUGUCCUUCUCAGCUGAACUAGAAAUAGCACCGUCCAAUAGAAUUAGUAAACCUACUGUAAGCUUAAAACAUAUCGACGACGAUAGAACGCAAAGACUUACAACCACACUGCCAAUAGUUUUUAACACAAGAAGCACACCAAACUAUACGUACACAGGAGAGAAGUCCAAACAAGUGGACGGAUUGAAGAGUUUAAUAGAAGACGGAGUUAGUAAAACGGAUCUGAACAUCAUAGCUGAUGACACGAAGGAGAAUUUAUUGGAAGCCAACGAUGCGAAGGUGACGACGCAAGGUCCCAGUUUAGAACAAAAAGUACCAGGAGCAACAGCGUCGCCUCCUUGGACGGCAGCAGUAGAAGCUUGCGACUGUGAGAGCUGUAGCAAUGAACGGUGUCCAUGUGCAGGCAACCCCAACACAUGCAAACCAGAUGGCCGAGUAUCCACGCCUCGGUUCUCAGGCGCGUCCUGGCUAGCACUGCGAGCGUUACGCGGUGCGUACAAGCGGGUGCGCGUUCGAGUACGCGUCCGUCCGGAGCGUGCACGCGGCGUCCUACUACUCACUGGAGAACAUGAUGACCUCUCUGGAGACUACCUCGCAUUAAUGUUAAGGAAUGGACAUGUGGAACUUAGGUUUGAUUGCGGCAGUGGUGCCGGCAUCCUAAGAUCACCAGAACCUGUGAGACUUGGACAUUGGAACACCAUAUCAGUAUACAGACAUCGGUGGGACGCGUGGCUUCGACUCAACAAUGGGAAGAGAGUUCGAGGACGAUCCAAGGGCCUGUUCUCUCGGAUGACCUUCAGAGAGCCAGUGUGGGUGGGUGGUGCAGGCAACACCACUGGCCUGCAGAGCAAGCUGGGCCUGUCGGACGGACUGCUAGGUUGCGUCGACUUCCUCAGGAUCAACGGAGACACCUACCAGCUCAUGAAGGAUGCUGUCGCCACCCUCGAUAUCUCGGAAUGUGCCCCAACGUUAGCGCCUUGGAAGCCACCGAUCGAAGUUACAAGUGAAUCAACACAUCAGAGAGAAGACCACGCGAUAUACGACAUUAAUGACAUCGUACACUUUGAAGACAACGACAUCGUCAUGAGAGACGCCAAACGAGCUAAAAUACACGAUAAUAACAAAUUAGAUAAUUCCGUCGUGCCAUUCAAAACUUAUUCUAGUUACAAUGACGUUAAAACACUUUUUGGUAAGGAUAAUAAGAGUGCUGGAGUUGUAGCUGAUGUGGACAAUGACUUGAAGAAUGAAGAAAAGAAAGAGAAGUCGUGUGAGUGUCAGCACGGUGGAGGGUGCGUCGCUAAUGUGUGCCUGUGUCCCCUCGGGUACGCGGGCGUCAAGUGCGAGAUCACUUUAGACUUGAAGGUGCCCCGGUUUAAUGGGUCGUCCUAUCUUCGGCUGCCGGGCUUGGGGAGCGCUGCUGAGUCCUGGCUUGAUAUCCAGAUAACAUUGAAGCCGAGUAGUGGCGAUGGACUGGUGCUGUACAACUCGGAGCGCGCAGAUGGUGACGGAGACUUCUUUUCACUACACCUAAGAGACUACUACGUCGAGUUCGCCUUCGAUCUAGGAGCUGGAAUCGCGCUCGUGAGGUCAGCGUACCCAGUGGAACCGAACAAAUGGCACUCGGUGUCGGUAUCCCGAGCAGGUCGUCGCGCGACGCUGCGGGUGCGCGGCGGCGGGGCGGCGCGGUCCGUGACGUCACGCGGCACGCGGCGCCGCCUGGCGCUGCGCACGCCGCUACUGCUGGGCGGCGCGCCGCACCCACUGCCGGCACGACUCGCACUCGACACAUCAUUCAAUGGAUGCGUCUCACAGCUGAUAAUCAACGACGAGGAAUUGGCAGUAGUAUCGGCGGCAUUGGGUGGGCUCAACGUCGACAACUGCGACGAUGCCGCUAACAACUGCACGAACAAAAACCUUUGCAAGGAAGUUCUAGACCCAGUCCCUGUGUACCCGCACAACACAUCAGAGACGGAACCACGUCACUCCAUAGUCGCGAAGAAAGGUUUUAAACAGAAAAUUCACAAGAGCAGUCACAAGAAACACUCACACAUGGACAAAUACAAGAAGAAGAAAUAUUUCAUCAGUAAAAAGCAUCAGUACUUGUUAGAAGAUUUGGAGAGGAACAAUGAGGUUGCCACUGACUUGCCGUACGAUGGACAGACGUAUAUGCAAGUGAAGUACUUGAGUGACAACGAAGUCAACUGGGGUGAUAUGAACACGUACCCUAGCUUCACAGGCACUGACAGCUUCAUACACAUCGAUGAUGAAGAUACUAUGAAAAGGCUAGUGAGCUAUUCGCUGGACAUAAACAUCCGAUUCCGAUCAGUGUCUUCACAUGGACUGUUGGUUUGGAGCGGAGGCGCGCGCUCCCCACCAGACUUCUUAUCCUUAGCUAUCGAGAACUCCGUUCUUGUGUUCAGGUACGACCUCGGCAGCGGGGAGGUGGUGAUCAUUGCGAACCACACGAAGGUGGACGACGGACUGUGGCACAGAGCGCGGGCCACUAGAAAUAGACAAGCGGGCGUGUUAGAAGUGGACGGGCUGGGCUCGGUCGGCAAGGUGUCGCCCGGGAAACUCAAACAGCUCAACACUGAGAAUGGACUGUAUAUAGGCGGGCUCCCGUCCAUCGAGCUGAACACGCAGGGCCGGUACGUGCGGGGGCUGGAGGGCUGCGUGUCGCAGAUCUCUCUGAGCGGAGACUUCGACAUCCCGCUGUCGCUGUCCAAGCUGCCGCACACCAUCACCAACAACGUCGGCCGCUGCGCGCCAUAAAACAUGCACUAUUCAUUUAAAUGAACCCACCGAGUUCAUUUAAGUGAAUAAAAACCACAUUUGUUACUAUCUUCCAAGUUCAUUUAACGUUCAAAAAGUUCAUUUAAACUAGUUAAACGUUAAAUGAAACGGUGUUACAUUUAGUGUUAGGUGUGUCUCAUAGAUUUGUCUUCAUUUUUGUCAGGAGUUGCUUUCGAUUCUCGAUUACGUAACUAUUUACGACCAAAUAACUCCGUUACUACAUAUCAAUGUAAAUUAAAUGUCGGAGGCAAUAAACUAAAACAAUACGAACUUUUUCAACAUUUUUGAUAUGAAACUCUGAUGUUUACACCAAUGGUUUUAAUUUUAGUUUUAAAAUGAAUACUCUAGUCAAUUUAGAAUAAGUAAACUGCGGGUUUCUUAAUCUGUCACCUUUUAUAUUGAUUUUGUAUUACUCUUAUUUAAUUUAAUCAUUGAGUAUACUAUAAUUUUAAUUUAUUUUCCAUGUACGAUGGAAUAACUUUUCAAAGUGCUUUACUAUCUAGUAGAUAUAUAAAAAACUAUUUGUAAUGUUAAAUUAAAUAAAAUUCUAGUCGUACGAGUGGUUUGCACGCAGUAUCAUUUUGUAUGGAAUGAUUUUGUUUCAUAGCUAAUCACAAUUUGUUACGAUGUGGGUGUAUUUUAUAAAACCGCGAGGACUUGGCUGGGAUUGUUUCGAGUUUCCGUAUUUUCACUGAACAUCAACAGCGAAAGGGAGUUGUUUUUGAUUAGAAUCUCCUAAUAAGAUCCCACACAUAAUACGACAGGUUCCUUUCCUAUCAAUUACAUGCCUCAAAUUGUAUCGCUCGAAAUCAUAUCCCAGCUGUGUCCACGCAUAAAUAGUUCAAUAAGUAUACAUACAUAGCGUUUGUAUAUCGAAAACAUUUUCAUAAUGAACGUGGUUUUAGAACAUUUGUAAGUAGUACAAUAGAGUUUGAUGAUAUUGUAAUAUUAAUUGAGCUUUUAUACUUAAGCCCGGGAACUGUAUUAUUUCGCUGCGAACAGAACAUGGCUUCAUUUCUACGCAAAUUCCAAAAAAAAUAUUAGUUGUGAAUGAAAUUACAAUUUAUAACGUUUUAUUCUGUUCAUUCAACUUUCAUGAACCGAAAACUUUUACAUUUAAUGUGGUUAAAUGUACCAUUUAAUGUAAUUAAAUGUAAAUUGAUUGUAAUGUUCCGGUGUUUUGCAUUGAAGCUGUUUGUUCCCGGCGUGUGUUGGCUAGCUUUGUUUCGCUACUUGAUUUGCUUCGGAUCUAGCACCGUUAGUCAUAAUAUAGUCGAUACAUAUAUUUAUAUCUAUCGGUAGUGUUACGCGCUUUGUAUGUAUAAACGAUAGAUAUCGAUGUUUGUCUCUUGUUCAAUGGUUGAUGAUUCAUAGUUUAAUGAUUUUAGAUAAAUUUAAAUAAGUUUUGAGAAUCCUCCAAGAUUGCUUUUUUUUCAUCCAGUCGAUGAGUAUUUAAUUAUUAUUGAAAUGAAGUUUAUUUCUUUUGUGACUCAUGGUUUAAUUUUAAUUUUAUGUGAAAAUCUUGCAAAUCUGUUUAUUAUUUAAAUACUGUUGUGUAUAGAUGUACCUACAUCUCUGCCAUUGGACAAUAAACAAACAAGUAAUUCGAUACAAACCCUAAAUGCCCUUUACUGGGAUUUCAUUUACACCAAUAAUUUUCGUCAAUUAUAGUAUUUCACAGGGUGUGGAAAUUAUUUACAUAAAUAUCUACAUAUCUUUAUUGUGGUCUCUCAUUUUUUGACUGAACAUUUUCAUUUGCGAUGAUAUUGCUAGUUCAUUUAAUUUGACCGUGUUAAUCGAGUUAAAUGUAACUCAUUUUAAAUGAACUUUUGGAUAAUAUAUACUCGUAUCAGAACCAACAAAUUGUUAAAUUAUUUAAUAAAAAUAAAUAACGAAAUAAAAAAUAAAUUUUAUAUCGAAACAAUAUGAUAAUGUGCAAUAAUAUUUAAUUAAUUAAUUAAUGAUAAUUACGUGUAUGAUAUUCUGUUGGAUUGAUCCCUGCGCUUGUCGCUAUUCAUCUAAAUUAGCUACCACCGGCUUUUGAUAAAGACAUUUUUGUAAAUGAAACAUAUUUCAGAGCAUAAUGACCCGGUUGAUUUAGCUAGGCACCUCAUUGAACCGACCUAAAAUGCACUCUAUAAUAAUACAGACUUAAUACCCAAAACUAGAAACUAAAAAUACACUCUAUAAAACUUGUCAUUUUUGUCCCAAACUGUAAAAUACAACAGGCGAUUUGAACCAAAUGUGUUCCUCCCUAUAUAAUGACGUCACUUAACAACGAGGUGCAGAGUUAUGCCAAUCGUGUGUCGCGACUGUGUUUAAAGUAUCGAUACAUACGUAGUUACUACUUGUGACAUAGCUUGACUAGCAUUAGUUUUGUAUGUGAGACCUGUCCGAUGUAAUAUACGCCGUUAUUUGUACAAAAUUAUAUCAAUAAAA
Molecule: messenger RNA, 5841 nt
Organism: Spodoptera litura
Lineage: Eukaryota; Metazoa; Arthropoda; Insecta; Lepidoptera; Noctuidae
Product: pikachurin
Source: RefSeq, a predicted model, not a curated record